CUGACACGCCUUGCCUGGUGAUGUUGCUGAUGACAGAUAAACAAAUUACACGGCAGAUUUGUCCAUCUUUGGAGACAGGCGUCGACUAUAAACGACAUUUUGCCAGCAGAUAUCUGUUUUAACGAAAGAGUACCCACUGCCGUAGGAUAAAUAAGCUUGACAACGGGAUGUAGCCAUUGAAAUGGAGUAUGAUGAAAGACUUGCCAUUUUCCGUCAAGGCCGGCUCAAUCCCUUUGAUCGUGGAGAAGAAGAGGAUGGUCCGCAGGGGGGCAAGACACCCCCCCAACACGAGGCGAAACCUGAACUUUUCUCCUCUGAGACCAGAACCCAGAGCUCAGACCGGACCAUGGAUCUUGGUCUAGCUGAGGAUCACUUCUCAAGGCCUGUGGGCUCCUUUGUGGCGUCAGACAUUGAGCAGUUGAAGCUGGCCAUUGAGGAGUGCAAGAGGCUGAUCUUGGAGCUGCCCGAACACUCGGAGAGACAGAAGGACACGGUGGUGAAACUCAUCCACCUGCGUCUCAAACUACAGGAGCUUAAGGACCCGGAGGAGGAUGAGCCAAAUCUGAGAGUUCUGUUGGAGCACCGCUUUUCCAAGGAGAAGAGCAAGAGUGUGAAACAGACCUGUGACAAGUGUAGCACCAUCAUCUGGGGCCUAAUCCAGACUUGGUACACCUGCACUGGUUGCUAUUACCGUUGCCAUAGUAAGUGUAUGAACCUGAUCACCAAGCCCUGUGUGAGGUCAAAGGUCAGCCACCAGUCGGAGUAUGAGCUCAGCAUCUGUCCUGAGAUAGGACUGGACCGGCAAGACUACCGCUGUGCAGAAUGCCGCACACCUGUGUCACUGAGGGGCGUCCCUAGUGAGGCCAGGCAAUGUGACUACACCGGCCAAUAUUAUUGCAGCGCAUGUCACUGGAAUGACACGGCCAUCAUCCCAGCACGUGUCAUCCACAACUGGGAGUUUGAACCACGCAAGGUGUGUCGCUCCUCAAUGCGUUACCUGGCGCUGAUGAUGUCACGACCUGUACUGAAGCUGAAAGAGAUCAACCCACUGCUGUUUAAUUUUGUGGAGGAACUCGUGGAGAUUAGGAAGCUUCGUCAAGAUAUCCUGUUGAUGAAACCCUACUUUAUUACCUGUAAGGAGGCCAUGGAGGCUCGGCUACUUCUGCAGCUCCAUGACCGUCAGCACUUUGUGGAGAAUGAUGACAUGUACUCACUACAGGAUUUGAUUGACAUCUCCAGUGGUAGACUCAGCUGCUCGCUUACGGAGAUCCAUACCACAUUUGCUAAGCACAUCAAACUAGACUGCGAGCGUUGUCAGGCCAAGGGAUUUGUCUGUGAGCUGUGUAAGGAGGGAGAUAUCCUGUUCCCUUUUGACAGUCACACUUCAGUGUGCCACGACUGCUCUGCUGUCUUCCACAGAGAUUGUUACUAUGACAAUUCCACUACCUGUCCGCGAUGUGCCCGAAUGACUGAGCGCAAGCAGGAUGAGCUGUCAGACGAGAAAGAAGCAUAACCCUGCAGAGGACCCUGCCUGAUGUUACUGUGACUACUACUGGAUGUUGCACUUUGCCUAAUGGUGUAUUCAACUUUAUCAAGAACCUCUGAUACAAGUGUUACAACUAGCUUUUCAUUUCAGUCCUUUGUGUGUGGAAGUUUAUUGUGUUUAGUGUCUUUCUUCCUGUGCACUACAUAGUGAAGCAGGGCACUUAGAGGUCCAUGCAGGAAAAAAAUCUUAUUUUAUGAUUAUUAUUUUGUAAUCUAAGAUUUUAAUUCAUACUCUGAGAUGAGUUGUACUGAGCACUGUGUGUGUGUGUGUGUGUGUGUGUGUGUGUGUGUGUGUGUGUGUGUGUGUGUGUGUGUGCGCGCGUGUGCGUGUGCGUGCGUGUGCGUGCGUGCACAUUUGUGCAUGCAUUUGUGUAACUAUCUGUGUAAGUAUGCUAAAUAAAUAUAGAUGCCCUGUAAAGAAAAGAGCUUACCAGUAGGUCAUUUUGCAUGCAGGUGUUGUGUAAUAUUAGCCAUUAAAAGCCUCAACUGUGCUUAUACUGCCAAUUUUGCUCAGUCUUAAACUUUUAAGGUCCCCACAAUGAGAAAUGUUUUCCACUUCCUACAAUACAGACCAAAUUAUUCACUAAAUUAAUAUAUUGACAAAAUUAAUGACAUUUAACUCCAAAUCAGAUGCUUUUUUUUGUGAUUCAUGUCUAAGCAUCCUUCAGGUGUUGCCUUGUUGGCAUGUAUCAAUUCUGUCACUAUGUUACAAAAAAGGAUGCUCCACUAAGUAUAGGACAGUGUAAGUCUUUGACGGUAAUGUUUGGCCUCAUUGUCACUAACAUGGUGCACAUUCUAGCCUUGUGUAACUUGCCUAUAUAUUUUUUUUUAUGUCUGUUUUGAUUGUUCAUGUUAGACAAACCAGCCUCUCACUUUCAGGCCUUAAAGCAAUAUUUAAUUUUAAGUGACCACCCAGACCUUAACAUGUAUACCUCCUAUGAGUUCAGAAAUAGUUGGCCACUAAAUUCAUCCACCUUGGACAUCCAUAAUGAUCACUCACUUACUUAGACACUGUAGCCCAAGAACAAUUAAAAAAAAAAAAAAAACAGUAACUGCUAUUGUCAUGUAGUGUUAUCAACAAACAAGUUUGUUUAUGACCUGAAAAAUACACAAGUGUAAUUUUAGCUAUAUUGGCUGUAGAUACACACUCAAGGUUUGUGUGUUAAAAUAUAUUUUGUACUAAAGAGAAAUAUUGCUUUAAGUGACAAAGACUGAGAAUUGAGAAAUUCUUUACAAGAAGAACAUAUAUUUGCUUUUUUUUUUUUUUUUUCAAAAUGUAAAACGAUGACCUCAUUUCAGACAGUUUGAUGUAUGUUUGGUGCUGUCAGAUUUAGUGCAGUGUGUAGCAAACAGCCAAGUGUAAACAAAGUGAACAUACAUUCAUGGACCAUAUCCUAAGUUUACAUGGUGUGCACAAGAUUGUCAGCUACUUUAUGUACUUUUACCAGUAUGUUUUAUCCAAAAGUCUUAAAACACUUUGGAUAUAUUUAAGAUUUCAGUUUCCAAGUACAGCACUUUUAUUUUCCUGAUGUGACUACAUCUGUUGACACCUUUGGCUACAUGUGUAAAUGUUGACUUAAAGUUAUUUGUUUUAAAAUAAUGACUUCAGGCUGUUUUAUCUUUCAGCAUGAUAUAAUGGUUAUUUUUUUUUCUCUCUAUCUGAUAGUCAUACAUGUUGGUGAAAAACAAGCCUGUGAUGACUUGUAAAAUCAUGUGGAGUACAGUGCAUGAAUAAAAUAAUGAGGUACAUUA
This is a messenger RNA of Myripristis murdjan (pinecone soldierfish), 3297 nucleotides long. It is a transcript of the gene def8, whose product is annotated as differentially expressed in FDCP 8 homolog. The coding region runs from base 182 to 1513 and encodes 443 amino acids. The record is from RefSeq and is a predicted model, not a curated record. Lineage: Eukaryota; Metazoa; Chordata; Actinopteri; Holocentriformes; Holocentridae. The transcript has 12 exons.